Molecule: messenger RNA, 3016 nt
Organism: Rhineura floridana
Lineage: Eukaryota; Metazoa; Chordata; Lepidosauria; Squamata; Rhineuridae
Gene: NCBP3
Product: nuclear cap binding subunit 3
Exons: 13
Coding region: 284-2200 (638 amino acids)
Cellular component (GO): nucleus; cytosol
Molecular function (GO): mRNA binding; RNA 7-methylguanosine cap binding
Source: RefSeq, a predicted model, not a curated record
UACGGCGGUUCUUGAGUUAUGACACGUUGCUGAAGGCUCCGCCUCCCCCCUUGUCCUCACGACAAUUCGAACUCGGGGCCCGGAACCGGGGCCGCUCUGCGCCUCGCCUCGCCUCCUCUUUCCAGCCUCUUCCGGCGACUCUCCCUCCGGACAUCCGGGCACCUUGCCUUUGUGGCCCUCCCUCCUUCCGGGCCUCCAUCCGGUCUCUCCCUCCCCCCUCCCUCGGAAGCGGCGGCGGCGGCGGCGGCAGCGUCUUCUUCGUCUUCGUCGUCCGGGCGAGGCGAUGGCGGCUGUUCGGGGUCUCCGCAUCUCCGCGAAGGCGCCGGAGCCGGAGCCCAUGGAGGUGGAAGAGGGCGAGCUGCUGGUGCUGCAGGCCGGGACCCCGCCCGCAACGGCCGACGCCCCCCGCCCGGCCGGCCCAGCGACCCCCGCCCGGGACGACGACGGGGAGGAAGAGGAGGAGGGAGCAAGAGGAGGAGGAGAAGAAGGAGAAGAGCUCCCGGUGCCGGUGCGGCGCUCGCUGAGGGAGCUGCUGCCGGACACCAGCAGAAGAUAUGAAAACAAAGCUGGGAGCUUCAUCACUGGGAUAGAUGUCACUUCAAAGGAAGCAAUUGAGAAGAAGGAGCAGAGAGCCAAACGCUUUCAUUUUCGUGCAGAGGUGAAUCUUGCCCAGAGAAACGUGGCGUUGGACCGAGACAUGAUGAAGAAAGCCAUCCCGAAAGUUCGGCUGGACACCAUCUACGUUUGUGGUGUUGAUGAAAUGAGCACGCAGGAUAUCUUUGCUUUCUUCAAGGAGUAUCCGCCUGCUCACAUUGAGUGGCUGGAUGACACCUCAUGCAAUGUUGUCUGGCUUGAUGAAGUCACAGCCACCCGAGCACUCAUCAACAUGAGUUCUAUGCCAGAGGAGGAGAAGCCCCAAGAAAACAGCAAGAAGGCAAUGGAUGCAAGCAAGAAAGAGACGCAGGAGGAAAGCUCAGAUGACGAGACAGAGGAGGGUGAGGUAGAAGACGACCAUCCAAGUGAGACAGAGCUGGAGACUCUAUCCCAGGCGGAAGAAGACUCCCUCCUACGCAAUGACCUUCGCCCAGCCAGCAAACUGGUCAAAGGCAACAAGCUCUUCAUGAGAUUUGCUACCAGAGAUGACAAAAAAGAGCUUGGGGCUGCCAGGAGGAGCCAGUAUUACAUGAAAUAUGGGAAUCCAAAUUACGGAGGCAUGAAAGGCAUCCUGAGCAACUCCUGGAAGCGGAGGUACCAUUCGCGCCGACUCCAUCGCGAUGUGAUAAAGAAAAGAACUCUAAUUGGGGAUGAUGUUGGCCUGACACCUCCUUACAAACAUCGCCACUCAGGUUUAGUAAAUGUUCCUGAAGAACCUAUUGAGGAAGAGGAGGAGGAGGAGGAGGAGGAAGAGGAGGAUAUGGAUGAAGAUGACCGGGUGGUUGUGGAAUACAGAGAUGAACUGCAGGCUUUCAAGCAGUCGCGUGAGCGGAGUGCCUCUCGCCGGUCCAGUGCGGCCAGUGAGUCUGACUCUGACGAAAUGGACUAUGAUCUCGAACUAAAGAUGAUCUCCACUCCCUCCCCCAAGAAGAGCAUGAAGAUGACCAUGUAUGCUGAUGAGGUGGAGUCUCAGCUGAAGAGCAUUAGGAACUCGAUGAGAGCAGAUAGUGUUGCAGCCAGCAAUAUCAAAAACAGAAUUGGCAGCAAAGGAACAUCAGAGAAAGUUUCUGAUGUGCGACUGCUCUUGGAAGAAAAAAGGCAUGGAAACCCCAGCCAGCACCAGCCACUGAACUCGGCGAAGUCAGAUGUCCGGCAGAGGCUUGGCAAGAGACCACACUCCCCUGAAGCCCCACAGCCUGGCAGCACCUCUGCAUCUCAUCGGGAGCCUGUUUCUGAUGUGCACAGCCGGCUGGGGAUCCCAAAGCAGGACGGGAAAGGCCUCUACUCGGAUACCAGAGAGAAGAAGCCAGCAAACUUAUGGACACGUUUAGGAUCUGCAGCAAAGAUGCAGGAAAAGGUUCCUGAGAAAGCAGGGAAGUUGGUGGCAUCUCCUGAAGAAGAUGAUUCUGAGCUCCAGCGGGCAUGGGGGGCCCUCAUCAAAGAGAAGGAACAGUCCCGCCAGAAGAAAAGCCGCCUCGAUAACUUGCCCUCGUUACAGAUUGAAAUCAGCAGGGAGAGCAGCUCAGGGUCAGACACAGAAUCGUGACGGCCUGUGUGGUGCCGCCGCCGCCACCUGGUGACUUUGCCGUUGGCCCCAAAGGGAGAGCCAGGCCCGGGUUGACCCAGGAGCCUCUUGCUCUCCGACUGCCUGAUCCCUCUGGCACGAGUUGGUCCUGCUUGGCAGAGGUGAAGUGUGUGUGCAUGUCUGUGCGUGCACGCACUCCCCUAGCGACUUUUGUAGUAGACUUGUAUGUUCUUGAGGCUUCCCACACCCCGUUUUCUUUCCUGGCCGUUCCCUCAAAGGAUAUGGAACUCCCCUGAUGGCUCUCCUUGGUCGUUCUGACCCUGCCAGGGCUGUCUCUGUGGGCCACCGCAAGCCGCCAUUGCCACCUUCUCAUCCUUCACCUCUCAGAUGACCUUGAAUGUAAAUCCAAGCAAAGGCAGCGACAGGCAGUUCUGGCUAUCACCCACCUGAAUUGGCUUUCUGUGUUUUCAGGAUACUUUCCUACUUUAAAUGAAGAUUGAACAGUUGGAAACCUUUGAAAAGGGUACAUAAAAUCCCAAAAGGUGCUUUUUGUUUGUUUUUGAAAGUAACUUCAAAAUUCUUUCCAUCAGUAAUGUUCAAACAAAUUCAGCGAUGGAAAUACUAAUUUUUAUAUAUAUAUAUUUGUGAUUUUUUAUUUUUGCUGUUGGCUACAGUGAAAGCUACCACGGUGGUUUCAUACGUGCAGUUCCAAUUAUAUAUAUAUAUAUGUGAAAAAUACAGUUGUAUGCGUACGUAGGGUUGGGUGGGAUCUCAACCCAAUGCUGCCUGAUGGGAACCUCUCCUGUGCAAGCCCUUUCAAUAUUAUUAUUAUUGGUA